AUGAAGAGCAUCCUGAAGGACAGAACUCCAAAAGUGAAUCUGGAGAUGCAGAGUCACUCUAUUGGGGCAGUACGCUGGACGCUACCUGAGGAAGAUGUUCAGGCCCACAGUUCUGCUCCUAGCAGCCCCUUCAAGAACAGUAGUGCUUUCUCCACACGUUCACAGCAAAGGCAACGUCAGCAGGGCCUGAAGGACCUCCGCAGCUUGCAAGAGUGCAUCAGAUUCAUCAACCAUUGGAAGGAACAGGUGGCACAAGUUUGCAAGACGGGCAAUGAUGCCGGUGAAGGGUGCAGCAGAUGGACAGAACAGCAGACACACCCCAAAACUGAACGUAGUCUUCAAGAGAGCCGCAAGCUUAUUCUACUGUGGGCCACUGAACUUAAAAGUGUAGACAAGUUGUCUAAAGAUCAUCCAUGGAUGAAGAAGAGGUUAGAUCAAGAAAAGGAAGACACAAAGCAGGAUAAGGAUCAGAAUGAGGUGGUGGAGAAGAGAAUCAUGGAGUGGGCCAAAGAGCUACAGAGUGUGUCUGAGAGCUGUGGAAUAUUGGGAGAUGAGCUUGGACAGAUGUUGCAUCUCAUGGGACUGAGGAAGAAGAGGUUGGUUUCUCUCAUGCCACUGAUGGAGUUCAUCACUUGGAGCUUGCUGAAAGAGGACAGUAAGGGCAUGGUUCCUCAUCUAUGGCUUUCAGCUAAGCAGCGCACCUGGAAAGCCGGCAUGCCACGAUACAUCCCUAAUUCAGUCUGGAGCUGGAUUGUCAGUGCAGCAGCUGAUGUAACUCUUGAUCCCAUGACUAACCACCCCUGGCUGCAACUCUCUGAUGACCAGAAGAAGGUCCAGGAGUGCCUAAAAGAAGCUGAUCUGCCCUUUAGCCCUCAGCGCUUUGAUGGCUGGCCUUGCGUCCUAGGCUGGGAAGGCUACAUAAAUGGCCGCCAUUACUGGGAGAUGGAAUUUGCAAACAAUGGUUACUGGAAAGUGGGGGUGACAACUGGUUCCUCAAAGAGGCAUGGCCGCUUUCCAAUGAAUCCCUCGAAUGGUUAUUGGGUCCUGUGGCGCAGCACACGGCAGUUCUUUGCAUGCACCAACCCCGAAACGGCCCUGCCACUUACACUAGUGCCCCGUAAGAUGGGGAUCUACAUUGAUUAUGAGGACGGACAGAUUUCUUUCUACAACGCAGAGAACAAAUCUCACAUCUACACCUUCACAGGACACUUUAAUGAGAAAUUGUACCCUUUCUUUGCCCCACUUGAUGGCAGGACCCUUAUGACCAUAUGGUCUCCUAAUGAACUCGCUAAAUUUGAACAACAUGGCUGAUUUAAAGAUUUCUGUGCUGCUGUUUGAACAUCUAUACCCGAUUCAUAUAAAUGAUCCCUAAGCACCACGUUUAUUGUCAGGUUUUUUGUUUGUGUGUGUAUUUUUUGUGCGUGCCUUUGUGUUAGCAGUAUUUUGCUCUUAAAUCUCUAACAUUCUCUUUUUGUGUACAUAUUCCAAAACUAAAGAGCAACUACUAACACAAUUCCUGAAACAGACCUUUUAAUUCAGAGAAUUCAACCCAAUGGUGGGCUGGACCCACCUGAUGAAUGCUAUUAAAAACAUACUUUUUAGCACCUUCAUUCAGUCUGAUUGAAAUGCAUCAUCAACAUGAUUGCUCUAUCCACGUAUCUAGAUGUUCUAGAUCUGUCUUUCUGUUUCUCUCCAUUUAUAUAAAGUAUUUAUGCAUGUUUUAUGUGGCUAAAUGAUUAUGUGCAUGUA
Messenger RNA from Xyrauchen texanus (razorback sucker), 1749 nucleotides. Its product is annotated as E3 ubiquitin-protein ligase TRIM39-like. Lineage: Eukaryota; Metazoa; Chordata; Actinopteri; Cypriniformes; Catostomidae. Gene Ontology annotation, molecular function: protein binding. The transcript is spliced from 10 exons. Bases 1 to 1311 code for a protein of 436 amino acids. The record is from RefSeq and is a predicted model, not a curated record.